AUGGCGAAGAAGCUUUCUAGUCUCAUCGACUCUCCUGUUUCAAUCAUUACAAAUGAUGGGAGAAAUAUUAUCGGAACAUUGAAAGGACUAGAUCAGAAGCUGAAUGUUAUAUUGGAAGAGUGCUACGAGAGAGUUUUUUCAAAAGAAGCAGGCGUCGAGCAGGUGACACUAGGUUUGUAUAUUGUUCGAGGAGACAACAUUGCAAUAGUGGGGGAGGUGGACGAGCACAAGGAUAGCGGCACGGAUUGGACAUCCAUCAAGGCAGAGCCCUUGAAACACAUCGUUCACUAA
This is a messenger RNA of Guillardia theta CCMP2712, 291 nucleotides long. RefSeq lists its product as hypothetical. The coding region runs from base 1 to 291 and encodes 96 amino acids. Gene Ontology annotation, cellular component: precatalytic spliceosome; U4/U6 x U5 tri-snRNP complex; U6 snRNP. NCBI's taxonomy places the organism in Eukaryota, Cryptophyceae, Pyrenomonadales, Geminigeraceae. The transcript has 3 exons. The record is from RefSeq and is a predicted model, not a curated record. Gene Ontology annotation, biological process: mRNA splicing, via spliceosome. Gene Ontology annotation, molecular function: RNA binding.